AUGAUAUCCUGCUCUCUCUUUGCCAUUCCUUCUCUCUCUUUCUUUCUCGGUCGGCCAUUGCAUCUAUCCGUCCACUGUCAGCACACUGUGGCCGUCUUUUCUCAUUUUCCUUUGCACCCCCCCCUCUUCUCGGCUAUCUAUCUCCGUGUCUCCAAGCAGUUAAAAUUUGCUAUAAGCUCAGUCAGGUCUCUCGUCCUCUCUCUCUCUCUCUCUCUCUCUAGGCUUGUCCUCUCUCUCUCCUUAACAUUAUUCUCUUCGCUCUCUCUCUUCUUCCCUCUUUGGAGUUCUUCCUACUCUCUCUCUCUCUGUCUACUUGUCUUUAAAUUUCUUCCACCCUCUCAACAUCGCCAUCUUUUUCCUCUCUCUCCCUCUAGUUCAAUUCGUAUCGCUCUCUUUCUCUAUCUUCAAACUGCAAUAAACUCCCUCUUUCUUUCAUUCUUUCUUUCUUUCAGUCUUUACACCACUAUUUUUAUUAGCAAAAUAUGUAAAUGUAUUUCUCAUUCAUUUCUAUCUCAGAUCUAUCUAUCUAUCUAUCUAUCUAUCUAUCUAAUAUGUUCCCUAUCUAUCUAUCUAUCUAUCUAUCUAUCUAUCUAUCUAUCUAAGUCAAUUCAUAUCUAUGUAAGUAUGUUCCCUAUCUAUCUAUCUAUCUAUCUAUCUAUCUAUCUAUCUAUCUAUCUAUGA
Messenger RNA from Acanthosepion pharaonis, 681 nucleotides. NCBI's taxonomy places the organism in Eukaryota, Metazoa, Mollusca, Cephalopoda, Sepiida, Sepiidae. The record is from the annotation of a GenBank genome assembly.